CGAUUUUGCAUCGCCUGGCUGAAAACUGAAAACCGCGCGGAGCCUUUUUCCCUGACGGCCGCAGCGACCGGUUUCUAGGGACAGGCUCUGUAGGCGUCUCUCCUCCGUCCUAAACUCGUAUAUCGCCGCGCACUGAUCUCACUCAAAAUUGCUCCGUUCCCCAAGUGCCCGAGAGUGAAAAGGGGAACCCUAGCCAUUGCUCCCGCCGUCAUGGAGCCGGCGGCGGCGCCGCCGGAGUUCGUCGAGGUGCGGUGCGCGGGGUGCGGCGAGACUCUGGAGGUGGAGCCGGCGCUCACCGAGUUCGCCUGCCCCGACUGCGGGACCCAGCAGGCGCUCCCGCCGGAGCUCAUGCCGCAGCCCCCGCCGCGCCCGCGCCGGGCGCUGCCCAUCCCCGGCCGCGGGCCCGCCGCCGCCGCACCUGUGCCUGUGCCCGUGCUGGCACCGGCUCCCGCGCGUAUGGCGUGCGGCGCCUGCGCCGCGCUGCUGAGCGUGCCGGCGGGCCUGGCGCGCUUCGCGUGCCCUCUUUGCGGCGUCGAGCUAACUGUCGACGGCGGGCGUCUCCGGGUAUACUUCGCCUCCCCGCCCCGCGUCAGUGUCUCCGUCCUGGCGGCGCCCCCAGCCGGCAUCACUUUGAGGCCAUCCCCACACCGGCGUCCCGAGGGUCAAGUAGAAAGGCAUAAUCACCCGACUUGUUCAAUUCACAGAGAGGAGAGAUUCAGCUCUUCCAAAACAGGAGCAAUCCACACCAUGUUAGCACAAAAAGAGCCUAGUAUCCAUUCAGCUCGUAGGGAGGAGUCACGUAUCAAGCCACUCAAUAAGACCAUUGCCAAGUCUAGUGCAAGGAAAACUAAAUUUCCAGCUUGUUCUGAAUCUACAGGUGUGGAAAAAGUACGACAAGAACCUCCCAUACAUGCAAGCUCUGCCUCUUCGUCACAAGUUUGUCCUUCGAAUUUUUCAGUUCGUGCACAUGGACAGCAACCUGUAGAGGACAUUGCAAGUCAUGGACAGGAGAUAAAUGAAUAUCGAGCUGGAUCAAGUACCAUCCAGCAUGAAAUGAUAGAGACCCCAAAUCAAGUCAAUUGUGUUGAACAGGCACAAGGUGAGUAUCACAGCAAUGCAACUGGAUGGAAUCUGAAGAGGAAAAGAAGCGGCAAUAGUGCAAAUGUUCAGAAGGGGAAGGGCUUGAGUAGUUAUCCAAAUGGAGGGUUCCAUCUUAGGCGUAGCUCACGUUUGUCAAAGCAGCCAGAAAAUCCUAUCAACAAUGAGCCUGUCCAGCAGCCAGCUGCUUUAAAUCAAUGUAAUUCAGAUACUCUGAACAUUGAUAAGAUCAUUUCCAAUCUGUGUGCCAGUCCAUUGCCUCAGCACCAAAUGCCUCAAUCAAGCUCAAGCCAGUCAGGCCAAGUUGAUGCAGCCACUGGACCACCACAAUCAAAUCAUGGUGCAUCUCGAGAUGGGAAAUUCCCACUCUGCUACAGUCAAUUGUACCCUCCGGAGGUCCCGGGUGAACACUCGCUUGAUAGAAUUGGUGACGAGCAGCCACAUUCACCAGAGGCCCAAUUUCAUGUUAUGCAUGUGCAACAGGAGGAUGCACAGAGGGGCCACUCCCUGUUAGGAUCUGCUGUGAAAUCGUCAGGGAAGCGUAGAGGACGUGGACCUCAACCUACAAGACUAAUCCAACCACGAAGGGAAGUUGACAGGCCUGUCUUGACACCCAAUAUUAUUGACAAAUGGGAUGUCAACCCACCUUGCCCUAAGGUGGCCUCUACCAUCACUAUUCUUUUGAAGCAGAAGUACCCUGGGUCUACCUAUCUGCCAGCUGGUCAGCGAAGAGAAGUUCCACCCAAUGGAGAAGUGGUUCUCCACUGGCAACAGUAUCCUCCAGAAACAAGGGAUGCUAUUUUGAAUGAAUUUCUUCAACGCUACAAGUGGGCCCCUGGCCGAGAAGCAGAGUGUCUGAAGCUAUUUGAGCGCAGAGCAGCAAGACAAUUUGCCGGUAUCCUAAGUGAAGAGAAGCGAAAGGUUAGAGUAAAGUUUGCUGCAGUAGACAAAUCCACUGAAGCUACAGGCACACACAGGUCCAACGGACAUGCAGAGUCAGAAGAUGAAGAUCAAGAAGAAGAGCCAGAGGACCAGCAAGCAUUGGAGAGACAUGACGACGAGGACCCAUUACUGUGGAAACCUUCCCCCCCUGCAUGGAUGUACCCAAGUUGGUGGGAGAGGCUAUGCGAACACUGGGCCAAAGAAGAAGUCUUAAAGAUGUCUUCCCAGAACAGGAAGAACCGGUACAUUGGGGGUCGUGCUCAUCACACAUCGGGUUCACGGAGCAUUGCGAUGCAUAGGCAGAUUAUGGUUAUAGAAAAUGGUGGGAUGCCAGUGUCAGAACUAGAGGUGUUCAACAAGACCCAUAGGCGUAAUGCUGGCACAGGGGAAUUUGUCAGUGAGAGAGCAAAGCGAACUGUGGAGGGCUUCAAGAAACGUAUGGAGGAGGCUGGUGAUAAGAUACACCCCCACCUUGCAUGGGUGCAGGAAGUAGGGGGUCGGAACCGUGGAAGGUACUAUGGGCUCACUGGUAUCAUUGACAAGAACAAGGUUGAUGAGUUAGCAAAGUCCACACCAAAUUGUUUUGCUAUAAAAGGGCACCGGCAGAAGUUCACGCAGGAGCAGGUGCAGCAGAUGAUUAAUCAGGCCCUGCAGGGGUUAAAUGAAACCUGGGAGAAGAAGUUUAAGUCCUUGGAGCAAAGUGUGUGUGGAGCAUGCCCCUGGAUCUUCUGCAGCUAGAGAGGGAGGCCAGGAGGAUCAGUCAGGACGUCAUCAGGAUGCGUCAGAUGCGCAGUCCGAGGAAAGCCGCGAGGACGACGAUGAGGAAGUGGUGUCUACAAGCGUCUGAGUCGCAUCACUGUGAUUUUGUAGUUUGUGACAGAUGCUUCUGUGCCCAUUGUACUCCAGAGAAAUGCUUAAAUGCACGGUUUUUCUCCCUGGUGUUGUGUUGGCCUGUUCGGCUCGGCGACUUCUUCGACGCUUUGCCGUUUUUUUUUCCUUCACUCACUUGUUGGUAAUUGGGAUCCCGGGGUAUAUAUGAUACACGCAUCUGUUAGGCGAAUUGUUAAAAGUUUGGUGUAGCUCAAAUUUGACACUGCUCCAGUUGGUGAGUUACGGAUUGUGAAAAGUUUAGACA
Messenger RNA from Setaria italica (foxtail millet), 3175 nucleotides. RefSeq lists its product as uncharacterized. Lineage: Eukaryota; Viridiplantae; Streptophyta; Magnoliopsida; Poales; Poaceae. The transcript has 9 exons. The record is from RefSeq and is a predicted model, not a curated record. Bases 211 to 2778 code for a protein of 855 amino acids.